Lagopus muta (rock ptarmigan) is the source of this 381-nucleotide messenger RNA. Its product is annotated as small conductance calcium-activated potassium channel protein 2-like. Gene Ontology annotation, cellular component: plasma membrane; neuronal cell body; neuron projection. Gene Ontology annotation, molecular function: calmodulin binding; small conductance calcium-activated potassium channel activity. The record is from RefSeq and is a predicted model, not a curated record. Gene Ontology annotation, biological process: potassium ion transmembrane transport. NCBI's taxonomy places the organism in Eukaryota, Metazoa, Chordata, Aves, Galliformes, Phasianidae.
AUGAGCAAACCCAGCGCGGUCCUGAGGGCGGUUAUUUAUGGGCUGAGGAGCGUGAAGAUGGAGCAGCGCAAGCUGAACGACCAGGCCAACACGUUGGUGGACCUGGCCAAGACCCAGAACAUCAUGUACGACAUGGUCUCGGAGCUGCAGGAGCGCAACGAGGACCUGGAGAAGCGCAUCAGCGCGCUGGAGGGGAAGCUGGGAGGCGCUGGGCUGAGCCUGCUGGCGCUGCCGGCGCUCGUCAGCCAAGCCAUCGGGCAGCAGCAGCGUGAGCUGUUGGGGAGCUGGGCCCCCCGUCUCUGCCCCGCCACCGCCCCCUGCACCCCCGCCCGCCACCGCUCCCCUUCCACAGCCCCCCACAGCUCCUCGGACAGUGGGUGA